Molecule: messenger RNA, 5503 nt
Organism: Globicephala melas (long-finned pilot whale)
Lineage: Eukaryota; Metazoa; Chordata; Mammalia; Artiodactyla; Delphinidae
Gene: PNPLA6
Product: patatin like phospholipase domain containing 6
Biological process (GO): phosphatidylcholine metabolic process
Cellular component (GO): endoplasmic reticulum
Molecular function (GO): phosphatidylcholine lysophospholipase A1 activity
Source: RefSeq, a predicted model, not a curated record
AAGCGUUGCUCCCCAGGGGAGGGAGCAGCGCUGGCCCAUUUUGCAGAUGGGGGAGUCGAGGCCCGGGCCAACUGCGAUCUCGGGGGCGGCCUUGGCUCCGUGGGAUGAGGUCCCGGACGUCCCGGCCCCCGGGGAAGGCUUGGCGGAGCGGGCAUGCGAUGCACAGCCAGUGCCGUUCGUCCCGCAGGUGCUGGGCGUGAUGAUCGGGGCUGGAGUCGCGGUGCUGGUCACGGCCGUGCUCAUCCUCCUGCUGGUGCGGAGGCUUCGAGUGCCGAAAACUCCAGCCCCGGAUGGCCCGCGGUAUCGAUUCCGGAAGAGAGAUAAAGUGCUUUUCUAUGGCCGGAAGAUUAUGCGGAAGGUAUCACAAUCCACUUCUUCGCUGGUGGACACCUCCGUCUCCACCACUUCCCGGCCACGCAUGAAGAAGAAACUUAAGAUGCUCAACAUUGCUAAGAAGAUCCUGCGCAUCCAGAAAGAGGCGCCAACGCUGCAGCGGAAGGAGCCCCCGCCUGCGGUGCUGGAGGCUGACCUGACCGAGGGCGACCUGGCCAACUCCCACCUGCCCUCCGAGGUGCUCUACAUGCUCAAGAACGUCCGGGUGCUGGGCCACUUUGAGAAGCCGCUCUUCCUGGAGCUGUGCCGGCACAUGGUCUUCCAGCGGCUCAGCCAGGGUGACUACGUCUUCCGGCCAGGCCAGCCCGAUGCCAGCAUCUACGUGGUGCAGGAUGGGCUGCUGGAGCUCUGUCUGCCGGCUCCUGAUGGGAAGGAGUGUGUGGUGAAGGAAGUGGUUCCUGGGGACAGUGUCAACAGCCUUCUGAGCAUCCUGGAUGUCAUCACCGGUCACCAGCACCCCCAGCGUACUGUGUCUGCUCGGGCGGCCCGAGACUCCACGGUGCUGCGGCUUCCAGUCGAGGCCUUCUCAGCCGUCUUCACCAAGUAUCCCGAGAGCUUGGUGCGGGUAGUGCAGAUCAUCAUGGUGAGGCUGCAGCGGGUCACUUUCCUGGCGCUUCACAACUACCUGGGUCUGACCAACGAGCUCUUCAGCCACGAGAUCCAGCCCCUGCGCCUCUUCCCCAGCCCGGGCCUCCCAGCCCGCACCAGCCCUGUGCGUGGCUCCAAGCGGAUAGCCAGCACCUCUGCUUCUGAGGAGGCGAGGGAGACGCCUGGCCGGCCGCCUGACCCCACCGGGGCCCCACUGCCUGCAACUGCAGGGGACCCAGUGAAGCCCACAUCCCUGGAAGCCCCCUCGGCGCCCUUGCUGAGUCGCUGCAUCUCGAUGCCAGUGGACAUCUCAGGCUUGCAGGGCGGCCCUCGCUCGGACUUCGACAUGGCAUAUGAGCGGGGCCGGAUCUCCGUGUCCCUGCAGGAAGAGGCCUCAUGGGGGCCCCAGGCAGCCCUGGCUCGGACCCCUACUCAGGAGCCCCGGGAGCAGCCAGCCGGCGCCUGUGAAUACAGCUACUGUGAGGAUGAGUCGGCCACUGGCGGGUGCCCCUUCGGGCCCUACCAGGGCCGCCAGACAAGCAGCAUCUUUGAGGCGGCGAAGCGAGAGCUGGCCAAGCUGAUGCGGAUUGAGGACCCCUCCCUUUUGAAUAGCCGAGUCUUGCUGCACCACACCAAAGCCGGCACCAUCAUUGCCCGCCAGGGGGACCAGGAUGUGAGCCUGCACUUCGUGCUCUGGGGCUGCCUGCACGUCUACCAGCGCAUGAUCGACAAGGCCGAAGACGUGUGCCUGUUCGUGGUGCAGCCCGGGGAGCUGGUGGGGCAGCUGGCCGUGCUUACCGGCGAGCCCCUCAUCUUCACGCUGCGAGCCCAGCGUGAUUGCACCUUCCUGCGGAUCUCCAAGUCUGACUUCUAUGAGAUCAUGCGUGCACAGCCCAGUGUAGUGCUGAGCGCCGCGCAGACCGUGGCCGCAAGGAUGUCGCCCUUCGUGCGCCAGAUGGACUUCGCCAUCGACUGGACAGCGGUAGAGGCGGGACGCGCACUGUACAGGCAGGGCGACCGCUCAGACUGCACCUACAUCGUGCUCAAUGGGCGGCUGCGAAGUGUCAUCCAGCGUGGCAAUGGCAAGAAGGAGUUGGUGGGCGAGUACGGCCGCGGGGAUCUCAUAGGAGUGGUGGAGGCGCUGACCAGGCAGCCACGUGCCACAACGGUGCACGCGGUGCGCGACACAGAGCUGGCCAAACUCCCCGAGGGCACCCUGGGCCACAUCAAACGUCGAUACCCGCAGGUUGUCACCCGCCUCAUCCACCUGCUGAGCCAGAAAAUUCUGGGGAAUUUGCAGCAGCUGCAAGGACCCUUCCCAGCAGGUUCGGGCCUAGGUGUUCCCCCUCACUCGGAGCUCACCAACCCAGCCAGCAACCUGGCAACGGUGGCAGUGCUGCCCGUGUGUGCCGAGGUGCCCAUGGUGGCCUUCAUGCUGGAGCUGCAGCAUGCUUUGCAAGCCAUUGGCCCCACACUUCUUCUCAACAGUGACAUCAUCCGGGCACGCCUGGGGGCCUCUGCACUGGACAGCAUCCAAGAAUUCCGGCUGUCAGGGUGGCUGGCCCAGCAGGAGGACACGCACCGCAUCGUGCUCUACCAGACGGACGCAUCGCUGACGCCCUGGACCGUGCGCUGCCUGCGCCAGGCCGACUGCAUCCUCAUCGUGGGCCUUGGCGACCAGGAGCCCACGCUUGGCCAGCUGGAGCAGAUGCUGGAGAACACGGCGGUGCGCGCCCUCAAGCAGCUGGUCCUGCUGCACCGCGAGGAGGGCCCGGGUCCCACGCGCACAGUGGAGUGGCUCAACAUGCGCAGCUGGUGCUCGGGGCACCUGCAUCUGCGCUGUCCGCGCCGCCUCUUCUCGCGCCGCAGCCCCGCCAAGCUGCACGAGCUCUACGAGAAGGUUUUCUCGAAGCGCGCUGACCGGCACAGCGACUUCUCCCGCCUGGCGCGGGUGCUCACAGGCAACACCAUCGCCUUGGUGCUGGGCGGGGGCGGGGCCAGAGGCUGCUCACAUAUCGGAGUGCUGAAGGCAUUAGAAGAGGCGGGGGUCCCUGUCGACCUGGUGGGCGGCACGUCCAUCGGCUCCUUCAUCGGGGCCCUGUACGCCGAGGAGCGGAGCGCCAGCCGCACUAAGCAGCGGGCCCGGGAGUGGGCCAAGAGCAUGACUUCAGUUCUGGAGCCCGUGCUGGACCUCACCUACCCCGUCACCUCCAUGUUCACGGGGUCGGCCUUCAACCGCAGCAUCCACCGUGUCUUCCAGGACAAGCAGAUCGAGGACCUGUGGCUGCCGUACUUCAACGUGACCACGGACAUCACCGCCUCAGCCAUGCGCGUCCACAAAGAUGGCUCCCUGUGGCGAUACGUGCGUGCCAGCAUGACACUCUCGGGAUACCUGCCGCCACUGUGUGACCCCAAGGAUGGGCACCUCCUCAUGGACGGCGGCUACAUCAACAACCUACCAGCGGACAUUGCUCGCAGCAUGGGUGCCAAGACGGUCAUUGCCAUCGAUGUGGGAAGCCAGGAUGAGACGGACCUUAGCACCUACGGGGACAGCCUCUCUGGCUGGUGGCUGCUGUGGAAGCGGCUGAACCCCUGGGCAGACAAGAUCAAGGUUCCAGACAUGGCCGAGAUCCAGUCUCGCCUGGCCUAUGUGUCCUGCGUGCGGCAGCUGGAGGUCGUGAAGUCCAGCUCGUACUGCGAGUACCUGCGCCCACCCAUCGACUGCUUCAAGACCAUGGACUUCGGGAAGUUCGACCAGAUCUAUGAUGUGGGCUACCAGUACGGGAAGGCCGUGUUUGGGGGCUGGACCCGGGGCGACAUCAUUGAAAAGAUGCUCACGGACCGACGGUCUGCAGACCUUAAUGAGAGCCGCCGUGCAGAUGUGCUUGCCUUCCCCAGCUCCGGCUUCACCGACUUGGCGGAGAUCGUGUCCAGGAUCGAGCCCCCCACGAGCUACGUUUCUGUUUCCGACGGCUGCGCAGAUGGGGAGGAGUCGGACUGCCUGACUGAGUACGAGGAGGACGUGGGGCCAGACUGCUCGCGGGACGAAGGGGGCUCUCCAGAGGGCGCGAGCCCCAGCACUGCCUCCGAGAUGGAGGAGGGGAAGCCGAUCCUCCGGCACCGGAGCUGUCUGCCGCAGGACGCCCCCAGAUCUGCGGAUGCCUGAGGACCUCGAGAGGGGUCCCCCCUUGGGCUGGACUAGGGGUGGGCCCUCUGGAGGCGGCUCACUGCCCCUCUGCCUGCUGCUAUGCCUGUGACCCCCCGGGGUCCCCCUUGACCCCCAGCCCCCAGGGUCCACACACUGGACUGGCUUGUCCCCCGGGGGAGGGCCAGCACUGCACUGAUGACCCUUGAUCAGUCCCACCAAUAAACCUGCCCCUCUCGGAAGCGGCCGUAUGUCAUCUUUGGGUUCAGGGGGCACCUCGUCCCACCUUCCAUGCUCAGGAUGGCCAGGGCUGGGGCCAGAAACGACCUUGAGCUUGUCACCAUGACCUGUGCUCCCAGCCUCGGGGUGAGCUUUCCCCACUGGGAGUGGCCAUCCCCAACUUCGCCUGUGAGCCCACACACAUACGUAUGUAUAUAUAUGGCAUAAAAUUUAUCAUUUUACCCCUUUUUAAGUGUACGGUUCAGUGGCACCAAACAGAUUCACAUUGUGCAGCCAUCCAUCCCCAGAAGUGUCUCACCUUCCCAAACUGAAACUCUGUCCCCAUGAAACACUCACUCCCUACUCCCCUCCCCCAGCCCCCGGCCCCCACCACUCUACUUUCUGUCCCUAGGAAUUGGACUUGUCUGUGGACCUCACGUGAGUGGAAUCAUAUAUUAUUUGUCCUUUUGUGUCUGGCUUAUUUCACUGAGCAGAAUGUCCUCAAGGUAUCUCCGUGUUGUAGCAGGUGUCAGAAUUUCCUUCCUUUUUAAAGGCUACAUAGUAUUCCAUCGUAUGGAUGGACCACAUCGUGUUUAUCCAUUUACCCGUCAGCGGACGUUUUGGUUGCUUCCACGUUGGGGCUGUUGUGAAUUGUGCUGCUCUGAAAACAGGUGUACAAAUACCCCUGCUUUCCAAUCCUUUAGGUAGAUACCCAGAAGUGGAUUGGCUGGACAUAGGGUAAUUCUAUGUUCAACUUUUUGAGGAAGUGCUAAACUCUUUUCCACAGCAGCUACACCACUUUAUGUUCCCACCUGCGAUGCACGUGGGUAGCUUUUAAGCAAAGGAGAGAACGGUCAGAUCUGUUUCUGGAAGCGGAUGGAGUGGAGGAGGCGGAGGCAGGGGGCCAGAGACCAGGGAGAGAUGACAAGGCCGAAAUUAGGACAGUGGACACAGAGACGGUGGGGAGGGGACAACACCCAAGAAAUGCGUACAAGAAAUUUUGGCAGAACUUGGAGAUUAAUGCUCGGUGGGAGCUCGGGACAGGGGAUGCCAAGGAGGAUGAAGGGACCUUGGCAUAGGUGACCAGGGAGGGGCAUCUUUUUUAAAAAAAUUUACAUCUAUUUAUUUUCAAUUAAAAAAAUAUAUUUUUGGCCACGC